This is a messenger RNA of Cinara cedri, 708 nucleotides long. The record is from the annotation of a GenBank genome assembly. NCBI's taxonomy places the organism in Eukaryota, Metazoa, Arthropoda, Insecta, Hemiptera, Aphididae.
CAAUUAUUAUUCAUCUUUACAACUAAAUAAAUAUUUCUUUGAAUAAUUAAAUUUCAAACAGAAGUCGGUUUUACAAGAAUUAUAACUAUGAAGACCUACCGUUUGGAAAAUGGAAAGUAUUUAGGCAUAUCUUAUUUUAAAGAUGUCAAGAAUAUCAAAUGGUUAAAGGAAAAAAUGAAUUCUAUUUACAAAGAUAAAUCGCCUGUGUUAAUUUGUCGCUCAUUGAUUGUUGAUCCAUUUCAAAUUGUAGUCGCUGUAAAUAACGCUUUAUUGUCGUUUGAAAACUCCUCUAUGAUAACCAAGUCUUUAGCUACUGAAAUUCUUUUCAAUUUGUCUUCAACUAAGAAUAUUACACAAUCGUUGAAAGAUGUAGGUGCUAAUGAUCAAGACGAAGAUAUGAUAGUUGCAAUUAUAUCAAAAUUUUCUAAUAUUCCAGAAAUGAAAAUAUUUCAUGAAAAAUGUAUUAUUGGAGAUAAAGCUAAUUUUUCAGAAUUUGCAGAAAAAAUUGAUGAAAAUGUUAUAAAGUCUUAUUAUCGUAUAAAACAAAUAGAAAAUGACAACUCUAGUCUACUUGAUUCUGUUAUAACUAGAAUUGCUUGUAAAGUUGUGAUAUAGUAUUCUAAGUUAUCUUAUAACUUAUUGCAUUUGUAAUUUGUAAGUAUAAAAUUUGAAGAUUUUAAAAAAAACUCUAAAUUAGUUUCAUUUUUU